Messenger RNA from Zasmidium cellare ATCC 36951, 1248 nucleotides. RefSeq lists its product as uncharacterized. The transcript has 2 exons. The record is from RefSeq and is a predicted model, not a curated record. NCBI's taxonomy places the organism in Eukaryota, Fungi, Ascomycota, Dothideomycetes, Mycosphaerellales, Mycosphaerellaceae. Bases 1 to 1248 code for a protein of 415 amino acids. Gene Ontology annotation, molecular function: 2 iron, 2 sulfur cluster binding; iron ion binding.
AUGUCUGGCCUUCUCAGCUAUCUCGGAUACGGCGGGUCCUCGUCACCAACCCUUGAGGACAAAUCUUCAACACGAGCAUUGCCCUCGAGCUGGUACACAUCGCAAGAGAUGUACGAGCUGGAACGACGAGCGAUCUUCUCAAAGCAAUGGAUGCUCACAACACAUAAAGCGAGAUUCACCAACGCCGGGGACUGGCUGACCUACGAAAUUGCUGGCUUUGGAUUCGUGCUCGUGAAGGACCGCCAGGGGAACAUCAACGGCUUUCACAACGUCUGUAGACAUAGAGGCUUCCCGGUCGUUACCGGCGAGAAAGGAACUUCGAAGAUCUUUGCUUGCAAAUAUCAUGGCUGGUCGUAUGGCCUUAACGGGAAGCUGGCCAAAGCUCCUGGAUAUCAAGAACUCUCUGGUUUCGAGAAGGAACGCAAUGGUCUGUUUCCGAUCCAUGUCAAGAUCGAUAAGAACGGGUUCGUAUGGGUCAACCUCGACGGCAAGGAGACUCCAGAGAUUUCGUGGGAGGAGAAGUACCGAGGGAUCGAUGAGCAAGAACGAUACAAGAACCUCAACUUCGACGACUAUGUCUACGAUCACUCCUGGAAUCAGGAUGGGCCUUAUAACUGGAAGAUCUUGUCGGACAACUACAAUGAGUGUUAUCAUUGUGCGACGACACAUCCCGACAUCCCUGAGGUGGCGGAUCUACACUCGUAUUCCGUCAAGACGGUCGGUAAUGCCAUCAUCCACGACGGCGCAAGCACCGAGAAACAGAUCAGAGAAGGCCUCAACGUCGCCGCUACAUACUUCAUGCCCAACGCCUCGAUGAACGUAUCACCACACUUCUUCUUCAUCCAACGCUUCGUCCCGUCCGGCCCGACCCAAUCCUCCAUGCGCUACGAAGUCUACCGCAACAAAAACUCCUCCGACGCCGACUUCACCCGCAUCGACGCCAUGUACAAACGCAUCAUGUCCGAGGACAAAUUCCUCUGCGACCUGACGCAGAAGAACCUCAACGCGGGCAUGUUCGUCAACGGCGAGCUGCACGGCCGGAUGGAGAAAGGACCUCUCUACUUUCAGAAUUUCAUCCGCGAGGAGGUUAUGGCGCAUUGGAAGAGGGAGCAGGCGAGUAAAGGGGAGAUUUGGCCGGCGAGACAGCAGAUGCCGUCCACAGGGAAGGGGAAGGUCAGCCAGGCUGAUCUUGCGUUUUGUUCCGGGUUGGCGUGUAGUCCGCAGAAUCAGGAGGUGUUGGCUUGGUAA